Messenger RNA from Elaeis guineensis (African oil palm), 3688 nucleotides. RefSeq lists its product as uncharacterized. The record is from RefSeq and is a predicted model, not a curated record. NCBI's taxonomy places the organism in Eukaryota, Viridiplantae, Streptophyta, Magnoliopsida, Arecales, Arecaceae.
GACGAGUAAAAGCAAAGGUUCCUUUAUCACGUACUUUUGCAUUCAAAAUAAAAAAUAUAAUUUUUUUUACUCUUAAUUGCGAAGUUUCCCAAUGUUUCUUUGCAAUCUUGAUGCUAAUCUUUCUCGCACCCAGAAAUCUCAAUGUUCCACACCAGCCAAAAAGGACUAGCAAAAAUUUCUGACCCCAUGGCCAUUCUCUCGUGAUUGCUCUGGUGACUCACUUGACGUAAUCCGCGUGUAUCUUGGUUUGGUUUGUGCUCUUUUGCUGCUGCUUGGCUUUCCAGCGAGCAGCGCUGCAUGCAGCACAGGUGUUCGAGGAAAUGCCUCAUUGCUUGCAGAGAUGUCAACUGCCUUGCCCACGUGUAAUACGAAUGGUUUACCAUCCUUUUAGACUCGGCUUUAUUCUUCGGUGUGCAUCAAAAGGCUUCACCACUCCAGUGGACUAGCAUACGCUAACGGUCAAAAAUUUUCAAACGUUAUAUACUGCUGUCAAACGGUGGGACUUCCAUCUACCAGCCAUGGACUUCCACAGCCUCUCAAGGAGGCAGCUGCAGGCCCUCUGCAAGAGGAAUCGAAUUCCAGCCAACACAACCAACAUCGCCAUGGCCGACGCCCUCCAAGCUCUCCAAACUGUUGAAGGUGUGGACGAGAUCCAAGAAGCCCUGCAGUUCCAGUCUCCCUCUAAGGCAGAGGAAGUGUCACAGAAGCUGCCGCGCUCCUCCCGGAGAACCUCAGCUCGAAGAGGAUCCAUGUCCCUUUGUCGGGCUUGCCCCGGUUGUGCGGGAGCCUCAGAAUAUUCGAUGGUCAAGAAAAGAGCCAUGGAAGAAGAGGAGAGGGAAAAGCAAGAGAGCCCUCCCGAGAUACCUGAAACGCCGUCAGCUUCCGGUCACCGCAAGACACGAGCAUCCGGAACUCCAGGCACUAGGAGAAGAGCUGCAAAGAAGGAGAAGAUAAAGAGAUUAGAGAGCCUGUUCGAUGCACCGGAGACUCCAUUUGCUCCGAGUCCAAGGACAACAUCAACUCUGCAGCUACUCGGUACUCCAGUGGAGCAAGAAGAGAAGGCGGCACCCUUGAGGUCCUAUAAGAGAAGGCGCUCAUCUUGUCUGAGGAAACAAAGGGAAGAGGAGAUCGAUUCUACUCCCCAGAAUAGCAAGAGAUCGGAGGUUCUUGUAAAGAUGGCACCUUUAGCCCAGGAGCAUGCGGAAGAUGAAGAUUUCAGAGAUUUAACGGAUGUUGUUGCUUCCAAGGCCAUCUCCGGUGAGAAAGCAAGCACAAAGCUGCUGUUUGAUCUGACAACAACCUCAUUUCAACCUUGUCCUCGAGAUACAGUGAAACUUAAGGAAGAGUUUGGUGGUAAUGUGAAUGCAGUUGUAGCAAGCAAGGACAUCAAUGAAGGUGCCAGUUUGAUCACAGAAGGAAUAAAGAAAUGCCAAAAUGAAACAACUGGAGAAGUGAAUUUUCUUGGUUCUGGAUCAAAUGUGACAAACCCGAAGGCUGAAGGCCAAAACUCUGAGCUGAGAUCAGUGGUGGAACUUCACCAGAAUUUUAGAAAAGCAUCAAAAGAAAGGGAUCAACAGCAUGAUCUACAGCUCACUAAUUUAGAUUGUUCACCAAUGAGAGGGCUGGUGGAGUGUGAGGGAACAAAGAGAAGAACAAUGGAGGAUGGAAGAACCAAUUCAGAUGAUCGUCGUCAAGAUUUCAGCUGCCAAUUGCCAGCAAAUGGGGCAACAGAGAAGGAGAGUAAUCAAUUCUCUUGUGAAUUUCCAGCAUCCUGUCCUCCAUCAAUAAUUCUAAACUGCAAGGCUAAUGGAGAUUCAUCAGAGCCAAAGGCUAAUCAAGAGCUUGUGGCUGCUUCUGGCCAACUGCUCCUAAAGGGAACUAGAAAUUCAUUGGAUUUGGAAGCUAACCCAGAUGUCUAUUGGGAGUUUCCUGCUAUAGACUAUAACAGCUGUGAUGACCCUGGCCAGUUUCCAGCCACUGGUUAUCAAAUACGUCCAGCAUCAGAACUCCUAGAUAACAUUCGCAGCAAUGAUCCAAAAUCGAAGCCAUGUAGUGUGGAUGUGAGGGUGGAAAGCUCCAGCAAGCUUCUGGCAAGCAACCAUCAAACACCUGCAACAUCAGAAACUCCAUGCUUGGAUGACCAAAAAGGUAGCACAGAUGUUGCAGUUCCAAAGAUUGAAUUCUCUGGAGAGACUAUGGAUCCUCUUAAUCAGAUACCAUUGGAAAGUGUAGGCCCCGAUGGUCGAUGUGAGCUUGAUGGGAAUGGAGAUGAGACGAACCUAGAUCAGUGUGACAUACUGAAGCACAACAUAAAUUCCUCAAAUCAACAAGCUAUUGCAGAAACUUCAUGUGCUGUAUCAAAAUUCUCUGGUGAGAUUCCAGCCACUCUUGGUUUUGAUGGAUGUGAGGAUGUUACUGGUGAGAUUUCGAUAGGCAGAAAUCCAGAGUCUGACAGCAUCCCUGAGACUGCUUCCUCUUCUUGUCUGCAGAUAGCAUUGCCAUGUUCAAUCCUCCAGAGCUCACUCUCCACUGAAUCUCCAGCCAUGAUCCAUUCCGGCAUGAGGGAUCUGAUCGGAAACCUGCAAUAUCCACCACCAAACCCUGGUAUGCAGAGUCCACAGGCUACCAGAUCUCCAGCCAAAAUCUCCAUCAAGGUUGGAAACCCAUUGGACGUCACUGAAUCUGAGGCCAGGAUCCCAGCCAAUGGCAUAGAACAAAAGAUCUCACUUUCUGAUCCAAGUCUGAAUACAUUAGUUGCUACAAUCCCGACGAAGGCUGGAAAGCUGAUUGAAAAACUACCAGAAAUUAACUCCUCUGCUGACAAAUUCCAUGACAUUGGUGCUGGUUUAGUGGAGUUGGAGGGAGGAAGUAAGGAGGUGAAAUGGAGGCAUGAGCCCAUCAAUACUUGUAGGGAGGAGGGCAUAGCAGCUAGAGCACAAACCAAGGCAGAGAAACAUAGUGUAAAGGAGGAUUUGGAUAGCUUGAGCAUGAGGAAGCUAAAGAUGCUGUACAAGAAGAGAAGAAAGAGGAUGAGUCUGACUUCUUUGACAGUGGAUGAAAGGAAGGAAGAAAAUGAGGUGAAAAUUGAGGAGGGAGAGCAGACCAACCAGAAGAGUUAUUUGAAUGGUCUAAGCUUGAGGAAGCUGAGGACCAUGUGCAAGGUGGCAGCCAAAAAUAAUGGAAAGAUUCUAAGAGAAGACAAAGUAAACAAACCUAACAGAAGACCAAUAUAGGAUCACGAGGAUAAGUCAAUAGGAUAUUACCCAACAAUAAGACAAUUUAGCCUACUCCACAAGCCAAGAUGGUUUUGAAGAUUCUUGGUGGAGCAAAGAGUCUUUCAACCUGAAAGCAUUGAAGAGCAGCCUGCAGAAUAGAGAAGAUAGAUCUUUUUCUACACAAAAAUAACCUUGCAUUCCGCUCCUUCCAAAGUUUCUACAGCAUUGCUGCUAGCAACCGAUCGCCUCCCCUUGCUGCCAACAUGUGUUUGUUUCUCUUCUUCCAUUUGGUUCAGAGAUCAAAAAAGGUGGAAGGGCGGCCAAUUAGCUUCAGCUGUAUCUUGAUUGUAGUCCACAAACUCCUUGCAAAAGCAAAUCUAAAGAACAGAUGAUUGGUUGACUCCAAGUUUGCGCCAUACAAAAUGUACCCUGAGUUUACAUUCCACACAAAAUGCACAUAAUAUUUGUAUCAA